Messenger RNA from Austrofundulus limnaeus, 5640 nucleotides. It is a transcript of the gene igf1ra, whose product is annotated as insulin-like growth factor 1a receptor. Gene Ontology annotation, biological process: insulin-like growth factor receptor signaling pathway; positive regulation of phosphatidylinositol 3-kinase/protein kinase B signal transduction; multicellular organism development. The transcript is spliced from 21 exons. Lineage: Eukaryota; Metazoa; Chordata; Actinopteri; Cyprinodontiformes; Rivulidae. The record is from RefSeq and is a predicted model, not a curated record. Gene Ontology annotation, cellular component: insulin receptor complex; plasma membrane; axon. The coding region runs from base 1076 to 5314 and encodes 1412 amino acids. Gene Ontology annotation, molecular function: phosphatidylinositol 3-kinase binding; ATP binding; insulin receptor substrate binding.
GAGAGACGCUGACUCCUGUUUAGAGCAGAGAGACGCAGCCUGCGUUCACCGAGGGCGAGCCGCGUGAUUUUUCAUCCUCCUGGAUUUUACGCGCGGCCAGACUCCCCCCCUCCGCCACCGUCUUCCUCCACGUCUUUUCUCCUCUCGUCUGCGUGGGAAGAAGAAGAAGAAGAAGAAACACUUUCACAAAAAAGAGAGGGGCAAACGCGUGGACACGCUCUCCCUCCCACCCCUUGCCGAGGUCGUCUAGCUUUGGGAAGCUUGGAGACCCGUUCUCCUGCGUGGCACAAGUCUGGUGUUUUCUUUCAGCUGCGAAGCCAAAGCGACGAGCAAAAGAGGAGCUGGGAAUUAUUAUUAUUAUUUUUAUUGUUAUUUAAUAAACAACAACAAUUGUUGGCGACCUUAAACCAUCUGAGCUGACUGGAUCAAGGAAGGAGGAAAAGAAGGGGGUUUUCAUUCAUUUUCCAACCUUCCAGCCACCACCCCUGUGGAUCUGUUCCUGCCCCCACCUUCCUCCUCCGUUUCCCCCCCUCAUCAUCCUCAUCCAGUGUUUCUCACUGUUGUGGAGCUUUAAUUUCUGUGAAGCUUUAUUUAUUUCUUUGUGCUGGUGGACUUUUGCCGUCUGGAUUUUUAUUUUUGUUGUUGUUGUUUUUCUUGUUUUUGUUUUUCAUCUGAACGGCAGGCCUGAACGCACCGGAGGCGCGCUGCUGUUUUCAGGAGAUGGAGAAUGAAGAUGGAGAUUACCAUCAUUUCUUCAGGAUAAACACUGGCCUGUGUGCCACAGCAGCCAAAGUGCACAGUGACCGAGAGAAACAGCAAACUGUUUUUUAGUAUUUAACAACAACAACCUUAUUUUUUAAAAAAAAAUAUAUAUUUAAUGUUAAUUUCAAGCCUGGAAAAUCGAGCACGCGUUUGCAGGCUGCCUAAGAGCAGCCUCUUCUAGGCUACUUUAUUCUUAUUCUCUUUUUAAAUUAUAAACAUCCCUUUUUUUAUUAUUACUUUUUGCUAGAACUGGGUGUUAUUUUGAGUUUUCUGCCCCACAUUUUUUUUCCCUGAUUUCCCUUAGAGGAAAAUAAUGAUCUGGAAGGAGAGAUCAGUCACACCGAUGGGCAGCCUGACCUUGUUUUGGGGUUUGCUGCUGCUGUCUGUCUCCACUAUCAGCUCCACACAUGGAGAGAUUUGCAGCCCGAGCAUUGACAUCCGAAAUGACAUCAGUGAAUUAAAACGGCUGGAGAACUGCACGGUAGUGGAAGGCUAUCUUCAGAUCCUCUUAAUUACAGAGAAGACGAGUAACAUCAACCAGGAGGUCUUCAGCUCCCUCAGCUUCCCAAAGCUGACUGUCAUCACCGACUACCUGCUCUUGUUUCGCGUCCCCGGCCUGGACAGCCUCAGCACCCUCUUCCCCAACCUUAGUGUCAUACGUGGACAGAAUCUUUUCUACGACUACGCCUUGGUGAUCUACGAGAUGACCAGCCUGAAGGAUAUAGGCCUGUACAACCUGAGGAACAUCACCCGUGGAGCCGUGCGGAUUGAGAAGAACCCAGAGCUCUGCUACCUGGACUCGGUGGACUGGUCUCUGAUUAUGGAUGCCGAGGUUAACAAUGUUUUAAGUGGGAACAAGAAGGCAAAGGAGUGCGACAACGUGUGCCCGGGCAUCAUGGGGGAUAACCCUCUCUGUCAGAGGACGUCGAUCAAUGACAACAGUGACUACCGCUGCUGGACUUUGAACCAGUGCCAGAAAGUCUGUCCGGAGCAGUGCAAGUUGGCAUGCACCAACAAGGGAGACUGUUGCCACAGCCAGUGCCUGGGCAGCUGCACGGAGCCCAAUAACGACAUGGCCUGCUCUGCCUGCAUCCACUACAACCACGAGGGUCGCUGUGUGCCCGACUGUCCCCCGGGAACCUACAGGUUUGAGGGCUGGCGCUGCAUCACCAUGGACCUGUGCGCGCAGGUGCACCUGCCCAGCGAUCCUCACUUCGUCAUCCACGACGGAGAAUGCAUGCCCGAGUGUCCCUCCGGUUUCAAACGCAACGAGAUUAAUCGCAUGCUGUGCACCGCGUGCAACGGCCUGUGUGACAAACUCUGCCCGUCCCUCGUCGUGGCAUCUGUGGACACCGCUCAGUCCCUGAAGGACUGCACCGUCAUCGACGGAAACCUGAUCAUCAACCUCCGCAGUGGGAAUAAUAUUGCUGCUGAGCUGGAGAAAUUCAUGGGAUUGAUCCAGAAGGUGACGGGCUUCGUGAAGAUUCAAAACUCCCAUGCGCUCAGCUCGCUGUCGUUCCUCAAGAGCCUUCGUUACAUCAAUGGGCACGAGCUUUUUGAGAAUAUGUAUUCCUUCUCCGUCUUCAACAACCAGAAUCUGCAGUCUUUGUGGGACUGGAGUGAGCACAAUCUGACUAUUGAAGCGGGGCGUCUCUUCUUUCGCAAAAACCCCAAACUCUGCAUGUCUGUGAUUCACACCAUGUGGGAGAACACGGGCAUACAGGUGAAGCCAGGGGAAGGUGACUUCCUCAACAACGGAGAAAGAGCAAACUGUGAAAGUCAUAUUUUGAAGUUCAAGUCUAAUGCCACAACGAACGACACGAUCACACUCACAUGGGAGCGCUACCAGGUCCAGGAGAACGAAGGCCUCAUCAGCUUCAUAGUCUACUAUAAAGAGUCACCGUUCCAGAACAUCACAGAGUUUGACGGCCAAGACGGCUGCGGCUCAAACAGUUGGAACAUGGCGGACAUUGACCUUCCCAAGGUUGAAAGCACAGACCCAACGUUCACCCUUCAAGAUCUCAAGCCCUGGACCCAGUACGCAAUUUUUGUGAAGGCCAUCACCCUGCAGGUGGACAACAAACACAGCUCUGGGGCCAAAACGGAUAUUAUUUAUAUUCGAACACGCCCAUCAUUGCCGUCUGUGCCCAACGAAGCCCACGCAUUCGCCAACUCUUCAACCAAGCUGCUAGUGAAGUGGUUACCACCGACCUUUCCUAACGGAAAUCUGAGUUACUACCUGGUGCGCUGGCAGCAGCUGCCUGAGGACAGGAGGCUCUUCCAAUAUAACUACUGCUCAAAAGUGCUGAAGAUCCCAACCCCGAUCCCGGCAUCAGGACUCACAGAUGUGGAAGACAAGACGAAGCCCACCAAGUCGGACCUGACCGGAGAGAAGCGGGGCCUUUGCUGCACCUGCCCGAAGACGACCGAAGACGUUGACAGGGAGAAGCAUGACCGCUACUUUUUAAAAGUCUUUGAGAACUUUCUGCACAACGCCAUCUUUCUCCCAAGACCUCAAGACCGUCGACGGAGAGAUGUUUUCGGUGUCGCCAACAACACUCUGUUUCCAGAGAUCAGUCAAGGAAAUACCUCAUACGGCCACAAAGAUAACAAUACAGAUGGGAUCCCUCCUGUCAUCGAGUACCCCUUCUUAGAGGACAAAACUUUGGCAGAACACUUAGAAAUCUCCGGACUGCGACCUUUCACUGUCUAUCGUAUUGACGUCCACGCCUGUAACGAGGAGGUGGGAGACGACUGCAGCAUCGGCGCCUUUGUGUAUGCCAGGACUAAACCUGCAGCCAAAGCAGAUGACAUCCCAGGAAAGGUUGUUUUCGAGAGGAGUGAAAAAACUGAAGGCUGUGUGGUUCUGCACUGGCCGGAGCCCGUCAUGCCCAACGGGUUCAUACUGAUGUAUGAGAUCAAGUACCGUCUGGGGACUGAGCCUGAAAAACACAGCUGUGUGUCCCGACAGCAGUACCGUCAGUACAAAGGAGCUCGUCUGACCAACCUGAGCCCAGGAAACUACUCGGCUCGUGUCCGAGCCACGUCCCUGGCAGGAAACGGCUCGUGGACAGAAAGCGUCUCUUUCUACGUGCCUCCGCCUAAACGAGAUGAUUACGCUACACUGUAUUUGGUCAUCAUACUUCCUAUCAUCGCCACCCUUCUCAUCGCCAGCCUCACCACCAUUCUCUUCUUUAUCAACAAAAAGAGGAACAACAACAGACUCGGGAACGGAGUUCUGUACGCAUCUGUCAACCCAGAGUACAUCAGCGCGGCAGAAAUGUACACUCCGGAUGAGUGGGAGGUGGCCAGGGAAAAGAUCACGAUGCACAAGGAGCUGGGUCAGGGUUCCUUCGGCAUGGUGUACGAAGGCAUCGCUAAAGGCGUCGUCAAGGACGAGCCCGAGACGCGGGUGGCCAUCAAGACGGUCAACGAGUCGGCCAGCAUGAGGGAGCGGAUCGAGUUUCUGAACGAGGCGUCUGUCAUGAAAGAGUUCAACUGUCAUCACGUGGUGCGGCUGCUGGGUGUGGUCUCUCAGGGACAGCCGACCUUGGUGAUCAUGGAGCUGAUGACCCGUGGAGACCUCAAGAGCCACCUGCGCUCUCUGCGGAAUGAGAACUCCACCACUCAGGUCUUGCCGCCUCUGAAGAAGAUGAUCCAGAUGGCGGGGGAAAUCGCCGACGGCAUGGCUUACCUAAAUGCCAACAAGUUUGUCCACAGAGACCUGGCUGCCAGGAACUGCAUGGUAACGGAGGACUUCACGGUGAAAAUCGGAGAUUUUGGCAUGACCAGAGAUAUUUACGAGACGGAUUACUACCGGAAAGGAGGGAAGGGCCUGCUGCCUGUUCGCUGGAUGUCUCCCGAGUCCCUGAAAGAUGGCGUCUUCACUACAAUGUCUGAUGUCUGGUCGUUUGGCGUCGUGUUGUGGGAGAUCGCUACUUUGGCAGAGCAGCCGUACCAGGGCAUGUCCAACGAACAAGUGCUGCGCUUCGUCAUGGAAGGAGGACUCCUGGACAAACCGGACAACUGCCCGGACAUGCUGUUUGAACUGAUGCGGAUGUGUUGGCAGUACAACCCGAAGAUGCGCCCGUCCUUCUUGGAGAUCAUCAGCAGCAUCAAAGAGGACCUGGACCCCCACUUCAGGGACGUCAGUUUCUUCUUCAGCGAGGAGAACAAGCCCCCGGACACGGAGGAGCUCGACAUGGAGGUCGAGAACAUGGAGAACAUUCCACUGGACUCUGUUUCCACGAGGCAGCCGUCUGCUGCUGCCGCUCACCCGUCUGGGUGCUCGGGGGGCGCGUCGCCCCCGCCCGCCCAGCAGCUAUCGCCUGCGCAAGGCCCAAGUACUCCAUUGCUAGGACCCGUUUCCCCGUCGUCCCCGCCUGGGACGUCUUCGGGACAAGGCUCGAACAAGCACUCAGGACACGCGUCGCCCAACGGGCCCGUGGUGGUCCUACGGCCCAACUUUGAUGAGCUGCAGCCGUACGCACACAUGAACGGGGGCAGGAAGAACGAACGGGCGUUACCGCUGCCCCAGUCGUCGGCCUGCUGAUAUCAGUCCAGCCCUUCUGUUAGUAUUUUUUUUUCCUCCUCGCUACAGGGUAACUACAACCUCUCUCGGUCUCCUAAGGAGGAAUGGAUGAGGUAUGGAAAUGACUUUGUUCUACUGUGUGCCAGUAGACGGGUCUCUCUGCUCCUUUUUUAGGGAGUGAAGACGACCAGAAACUACAAACUGUAAAAACUGUCAAACAGCACAGAAACCUGCUGAGGCAUUUGGAGUUUGGUGGCUCAGAAACACUGGGGGAUUCCUUCCUGUGCAACCUGCAUUUCAAAUAUAAACUUAGGGCAAUAUAAACUUCAAGAGUAGACUUUCUUUUU